GCGGCCAAGAAGAUGGCGAUGAUUGGAGGGUUGUGCUCUUGUGUGGUAGUAGGUUGUCUGUUGCUGGUCAUUCUGAUACUGAAACGGCGCGUGUUUAACAUCUACACCAAUGACGAGCACAUCAUCGAUCUGUGCAUGGGCGUACUGUGGAUGUACGCAGGCGCCCUUGUCAUCACGUUCACAGGCAAGUAG
Molecule: messenger RNA, 192 nt
Organism: Sphaeroforma arctica JP610
Lineage: Eukaryota; Ichthyosporea; Ichthyophonida
Exons: 1
Source: RefSeq, a predicted model, not a curated record